Messenger RNA from Caenorhabditis elegans, 1461 nucleotides. It is a transcript of the gene T09B4.8, whose product is annotated as Alanine--glyoxylate aminotransferase 2, mitochondrial. Gene Ontology annotation, cellular component: mitochondrion. The transcript is spliced from 7 exons. Lineage: Eukaryota; Metazoa; Nematoda; Chromadorea; Rhabditida; Rhabditidae. Gene Ontology annotation, molecular function: pyridoxal phosphate binding; (R)-3-amino-2-methylpropionate:pyruvate transaminase activity; beta-alanine:pyruvate transaminase activity. The record is from RefSeq and is marked reviewed. Bases 9 to 1343 code for a protein of 444 amino acids.
CUUAAACCAUGCAACGAGUGCAGGCACUUCGUCCAUUACUUCCAAAGGGACAUGUGACCUAUUACAAGGAUCAACUCUUGAUUACGAAAGGUGAAAAACAAUUCCUUUUUGAUUCGAAUGGAAAGAAAUAUCUCGAUUUCUUUGGUGGAAUUGUCACAGUCUCAGUUGGACAUUGUCAUCCAAAAAUCAACGCAGCUCUUACCGAGCAAGCACAGAAGCUUUGGCAUACCACGUCCAUUUAUCACACUGAACCAAUUUAUGAGUAUGCUGAGAAGUUGCUCUCAAAGUUCCCAAGCAAAUUGAAUUCAGUCUUCUUUGUGAACUCUGGAUCGGAAGCAAAUGACCUGGCUUUAGCUCUUGCUCGUAACUACACAGGACGAUUUGAUGUUAUCUCGAUGAGAAAUGGAUAUCAUGGAAUGACCCAAACUGUUCUUGGAGCAACUAAUUUGGGAAACUGGAAACCAGUUUUUCCACAUGGAUUCAACAUUUUUAAGUCAUUGAAUGCUGAUCCAUAUCGUGGAAUCUUUGGAGGAAGCAAUUGUCGUGACUCUCCAAUUCAAGUAAAGAACAGAAAAUGCGAUUGCAAGCCUGGAUCCUGUCAAGCUUCUGAUAAGUACAUUGAACAGUUCGAUGAUAUGCUUCUUCACGAUUUCUCUCAUUCAUCCGGACCAGCUGCCUUCUUGAUUGAAUCUAUUCAAGGAGUUGGAGGAACUGUUCAGUAUCCACAUGGAUAUCUCAAAAAGUCUUACGAAUCUGUACAAAAACGGGGAGGACUCGCUAUUGCUGACGAAGUACAAACCGGUUUCGGACGCCUCGGCUCUCAUUUUUGGGGAUUCGAAUCACAAGAUGCCUUGCCAGACAUGGUAACUAUGGCAAAAGGAAUCGGAAACGGAUUCCCAUUGGGAGCUGUUGUCACUAGUAAAGAAAUUGCCGACUCUUUCAACAAAUCUCUAUACUUCAAUACAUAUGGUGGAAAUCCAUUAGCUUCCGUUGUUGGAAAAGCUGUAUUGGAAGUGAUUGAAGAGGAGAAGCUUCAGGAAAACAGCGCUGUUGUUGGAGAUUACUUCUUGAAACAACUUGCAGCAAUUGAUGAUGCGACAAUUGGAGAUGUUAGAGGAAAAGGGUUAAUGAUCGGAGUGGAACUUAUCGAUGAGCAAGGGAAACCACUUGCCGCAGCCAAAACAGCAGCUAUCUUCGAAGACACUAAGAACCAAGGCCUACUGAUCGGAAAAGGAGGUAUCCAUGGAAACGUUCUCCGUAUCAAACCACCAAUGUGUAUUACUAAAAAGGAUGUCGAUUUUGCUGUAGACAUCAUUGCCAAAUCAAUUAAACAAUACAAAUAAUUUCAUAGGCGCCGUCAUUUCUUCAUUUCGAUAUUACCAAAUUCUUGUUUUUUGUUGUUGUUUCAAACUAUAAUUCAAAUAUUCAAAAUUCUUUCGGGUUCUAUGAAAUUAUUGUUCC